UGAUAGUGAUGUUUCAAUUGUACACUUCAACAAUGUGUUGCCUGAAUUGUACUCUUCAUAUUUGCUGUGACAUGCAGAUGAGCAGAGUUUGUGAUUGAAAGUGAAAAAUUAAGAGUUCUGAUGAAAUUUCAUAUUUUGUGUGGUUGUUUUAGAAGAACUGGGACCAGUGAUAAGAAUAGCAAAAUAAUGAUCAUCGAGGAACUAAGUGUUAGUACUGCUGUGCAAUUAUGAUCUAAGGAUUCAGAAGGAUUCAACUUGAAAUUUUAUUCAAAAAUUUGUUUAAAUUGAUAAUUUCUAAUAUUUGUAUUAGCUAUUAUUUUUUUGAUCAUUUUCAAAAUCUCAAUAUGAUUUUAAAGGGUCAUUGACGCAAACAACAAUUAAAAAAAAUAUUUAAAAUUUAAUGAAAAGUUUGAAAAGUGUGAAGAAGUUUUUUAAUUAAAGUUGAAUUGGUGGAAGGAAACAAAGUGAUUUAUUUCAAUAAAGGAUGGCUCUUUUGUCAAAUCAUCAAGAUUAUCCAAUUUCCACUGAAAUAAUAACUAACACAUAUCCUACUACAACAAGAACCUAUGAUACAUUAUAUCCUUCUCCAUACAAUUCCCCUGAUUAUGACUCCAUUAAAGUUCCCUACGCAGAAAAUUACGGGAAUAAAGGUGAAUUAACUCCGCGAAAAGAAAGUGAAACGAUCGGUUAUGAGAAAGAAGUAGUCGUGAAAUAUUCGAGAACUCCAGAUUCGUACGAAAGAAGUUCUUUCAGUGUUUUGACACCUGUAACCCCGCAAAGAUACGAGCCUCAACACGUGAUAAGUCACACAGCUUCACCAAGUUCGAUACUACACGAAGACAGUUCCUUGGAAUAUCACUCACCGGCUUACUGUUACGAAACACCACCUCAGGAACAGAAGUUUCAAAUCCUCCAAACCGAGAAACCAAUGCGAAUGAACAUUGAACAACGAAGAAACUGUUGGGAACCUGUUACGUCUGCACAGAAACAGGUAUCACCAACCAAUAGCCCUCGAAGAGGAAGACGACGUUCCAGAGACAUACCACCAUCACCAAGCGUAUUAAAGCGUCGGCGUCUCGCGGCGAAUGCUCGUGAAAGACGUCGUAUGAAUGGAUUAAACGAUGCUUUUGAUAAAUUACGCGAAGUUGUACCAAGUCUUGGAGCAGAUCACAAAUUGAGUAAAUUCGAAACUCUUCAAAUGGCACAAACAUACAUCGCCGCUUUGUGUGAUCUUCUACAGAGACACGACGAGAAGUGGCAAUAAAUGCUUGUGUGAGAUUAUUACAAAAAUGUUAAUUAAAUGAUAUUAGAAGGUAGUAUUUAUGUAGAUAAGAAAUUUAAUAGGUAAUUAUCUUAUGGGUAGUAUGUGACAUUUUGGUACUCACCUGUGCCCUUUUUAAAUGUUUAUUAAUUUUUACAGCCUCGAAAAGAAUGGCAAUGACGAUUUAAAUUUAAUUUUAUAUUUCUAAAUUUUACAUUUUAUACUAUUUCCCUUUUGUUUAAAAACUGAUACUGUCAAGA
Molecule: messenger RNA, 1521 nt
Organism: Osmia lignaria (orchard mason bee)
Lineage: Eukaryota; Metazoa; Arthropoda; Insecta; Hymenoptera; Megachilidae
Biological process (GO): axon development; positive regulation of transcription by RNA polymerase II; sensory organ development
Cellular component (GO): nucleus
Molecular function (GO): E-box binding; DNA-binding transcription factor activity, RNA polymerase II-specific; protein dimerization activity
Source: RefSeq, a predicted model, not a curated record